AUGGUUAUCAUCCUCCUAGGUCUUUGCACAUUAGGUUUUCCAAGAACAGCAUUCUGUCCCUCCAUAAUGACAAAUUCUACAGUGAGUAUUAACACGCCUCCACCAUAUCUUACUCUAGCUUGUAAUGAAAAAUUACCAACAGUUAUGUCAAUUGCUGGAUCAGACUCAAGUGGUGGAGCCGGUGUUGAAGCUGAUAUUAAGACUAUCACCGCACACAGAUGUUAUGCCAUGACAUGCGUCACUACUUUGACUGCUCAAACUCCAGUGAAGGUGUACGGCGCUCAAAAUAUACCAAAGAAAAUGGUAUCUCAAAUAUUAGACGCCAAUUUACAGGACAUGAAAUGUAAUGUUAUUAAGACUGGCAUGCUUACGGUGGAUGCAAUCGAAGUCUUGCACGAAAAACUUUUGCAACUUGGUGAAAAUAGACCCAAGUUAGUAAUUGAUCCAGUUCUUUGCGCCGCUUCUGACUCUUCUCCAACUGGAAAGGAUGUGGUUAGCUUAAUCAUAGAAAAAAUUUCUCCUUUUGCCGACAUUUUAACUCCUAACAUUUCAGACUGUUUCAUGUUACUGGGCGAGAACAGAGAAGUUAGCAAACUACAAGACGUUCUUGAAAUCGCGAAAGACCUUUCUAGAAUCACCAAUUGCUCCAAUAUUUUAGUGAAGGGAGGCCACAUUCCAUGUGACGAUGGAAAAGAAAAGCAUAUUACUGACGUUCUUUACUUAGGUGCUGAACAAAAAUUCAUCACUUUUAAGGGCCAAUUCGUUAAUACUACACGCACUCAUGGCGCUGGAUGCACACUGGCUUCUGCUAUAGCAUCUAACUUGGCUCGCGGUUAUUCUCUUUCCCAAUCUGUUUAUGGUGGUAUUGAGUAUGUACAGAAUGCCAUCGCAAUUGGCUGUGACGUUACCAAGAAAGCUGUGAAGGUUGGACCAAUUAAUCACGUUUACGCCGUAGAGAUUCCAUUAGAAAAAAUGCUCACCGACGAAUGCUUUACAGCAUCUGAUGCUGUACCUAAGAAGCCAAUCGAAGGUUCUCUUGACAAAAUCCCUGGGGGUAGCUUCUUUAAUUAUCUGAUAAAUCAUCCUAAAGUCAAGCCGCAUUGGGAUGCCUACGUGAAUCACGAAUUUGUUAAAAGAGUGGCAGACGGCACAUUGGAACGCAAAAAGUUCCAGUUUUUUAUUGAACAAGAUUAUUUAUACUUAAUUGAUUAUGUGAGAGUUUGCUGCGUCACAGGUAGUAAAUCUCCAACUCUAGAAGAUCUAGAAAAGGACCUUGUUAUUGCUGAUUGCGCCCGUAAUGAACUAAAUGAACAUGAAAGAAGAUUAAGAGAAGAAUUUGGAGUUAAGGACCCAGAUUACUUACAAAAAAUUAAGAGAGGUCCCGCAUUAAGGGCCUACUGUCGUUACCUAAUUGACAUUUCCAGAAGAGGAAACUGGCAAGAAAUAGUUGUAGCCCUCAACCCUUGUCUAAUGGGUUAUGUUUAUGCUGUAGACAAAGUUAAGGAUAAGAUAACAGCAGCAGAGGGUUCUAUUUAUAGUGAAUGGUGUGAUACUUGCGCGUCUUCAUUUUGCUACCAAGCUGUGCUUGAAGGUGAAAGGCUCAUGAAUCACAUCUUGGAAACAUAUCCUCCAGAUCAACUUGAUUCUUUGGUGACGAUCUUUGCAAGAGGUUGUGAAUUAGAAACUAAUUUCUGGACCGCCGCCAUGGAAUACGAAUGA
This is a messenger RNA of Saccharomyces cerevisiae S288C, 1719 nucleotides long. RefSeq names its product putative phosphomethylpyrimidine kinase (gene THI22). The transcript has a single exon. Gene Ontology annotation, biological process: thiamine metabolic process; thiamine biosynthetic process. Lineage: Eukaryota; Fungi; Ascomycota; Saccharomycetes; Saccharomycetales; Saccharomycetaceae. Gene Ontology annotation, molecular function: thiaminase activity; phosphomethylpyrimidine kinase activity. Gene Ontology annotation, cellular component: extracellular region. The record is from RefSeq and is marked reviewed. The coding region runs from base 1 to 1719 and encodes 572 amino acids.